AUGACUGAACAGCCAGCCCGCUAUACCCUCCCAGGAAGUGAGGCAGGCGAGGUGCAGGUGCAUCUCCUGGACGGGGGCAGCUUCAGCUCGGCCACUUUGAGUUUUAUCCAUGCCAACGUCAGCCCAGACAAGUUCAGGCUUUAUGAUUGGUGUUUCUUGAUCUUCCAUCGACCUUCUGGGCGUUAUGUUCUGUGGGAUCUAGGAUGCAGUGAUGAUAAUUCGAUCUAUACUCCCUGGGUGCAAGAAGUGAUGGUUCCAAGCGCAAGACCAGUCGGCCCGAGGGAAAGCUUGACUGUUCAACUAAACAAACUGGGAAUCACUGCCGAUCAAAUUAGCUCGGUAAUUUUCAGUCACGCACAUUGGGACCACUGUCGUCCGAUCAGUCAAGAGUUCCCGAAGGCAAAAUCAUUCUUCGGGCCAGGGACCAAAGCCUAUUGCACUCCAGGCCAUUUUGAAAACGGACAACCAGCUUCGGCUAUUCAAUGGGACGGGAGAUUCUUUGACAUGUCGGGAUUCGCAACCGAGGUUUGGGAAGAACUCGAUGGCACAUGGAUUCCUCUUGGCCCCUUUGACAGGGCGCUUGACUUUUUUGGCGACGGCAGCUUCUGGAUAAUAGACGCCCCAGGGCACAUGCCCGGCAACCUUUGUGCGGCUGCAAAGCUUGAGGGCAUGAAGGAAUGGGUGCUGCUAGGUAGUGAUUGUUGCCAUUCUCAGGCGCUCCUUAAUGGAGAGGCAGAGAUGGCUUGUUUCACAAAGGCGAAUGGUGAGACUGCCGCAUACCUUCACAUGGAUGUUGCUGCGGCUCGAGACACUAUUGAAAGAAUCAAGAAGGCACGGUCUGACUACGGGAUGCAUGUUGCUUUGGCUCAUGAUGAUAGCUGGUUGAUCAACCAGAGUGAUAAGGUGCUCAUGACGCUAUUGAGCGAAGAUAAGAAAGGCGAAUGGUUGGAGCGAGUCAAACAAAAUGUGCGGCCUUGA
Messenger RNA from Ilyonectria robusta, 978 nucleotides. RefSeq names its product beta-lactamase-like protein. NCBI's taxonomy places the organism in Eukaryota, Fungi, Ascomycota, Sordariomycetes, Hypocreales, Nectriaceae. Bases 1 to 978 code for a protein of 325 amino acids. The transcript has 4 exons. The record is from RefSeq and is a predicted model, not a curated record.